This is a messenger RNA of Podarcis raffonei (Aeolian wall lizard), 1354 nucleotides long. RefSeq lists its product as uncharacterized. Lineage: Eukaryota; Metazoa; Chordata; Lepidosauria; Squamata; Lacertidae. The record is from RefSeq and is a predicted model, not a curated record. The transcript has 5 exons. The coding region runs from base 413 to 1129 and encodes 238 amino acids.
GCGGGACAUUCUGCAAUCAAAUCAGAAACCGGGACGGCUUCUGCCAAUCCCUGGAAAACAGGGACACUUGGAGGUUCUGAUAUCGGUAUAUCACGAUAUUUAGCUGAUGAUAUGUCCCGGAGUUGAAAACCAGAUAUCGCCCAGCCCUAGCACUUAGCAGAGGUCAAAUUACUUGGUGAUUUUUUUUAAAGGGCUGAAUAUAAUUUAAGGGCACAGAGGCAAACCCAUCAACUCCUGGCGGAAAAAAAGGCCACAAAUAACUCCCUUGUGGUUUUCUUCCCUGCGGCCUGCGGUGAGCCACAGAUGAAGGGUUUGUGUGAUCGUAAGGAAACCCACGCAGGGAGAUUAUAGCGAGAGGAGUACGACCAGCGGCACAGUCUCUCUCCUGCCAGGAAGAAGAAGAAAGAGAAGAAUGGAUCCCUCUGCUGUCAAAGCCACCCUGAAGGUCCUGGGCUUGUGUGCGGUUCUCCUUCUGGUGUUGGCUGCUGUGACCGUAUCCGUGGCCGUCAUGGCGUGGCACUCGGAAGCGGCUCGCCAGCUCAGGAGGUGCCGGGAGCAGGUGGCGAACGAGACGGCGGCUCUUGGGGACAAGGUGGCCGAGCUGGAACGGGAAAGGGCCGGGCGUGAGAAGCAGCUGGAGAAGCUGGCCCAGCGAGAGAAGGACUUGCAGAAGCAGCUUGGCCAAGCCAAGGAGAGCAAGAAGAGGCUCAAUGCCACCUUGAUGGGCUGCUUGGAGAACGUGACCCUUUUGGAUGCCAACCUGACAGUGCUCCACAGCGAGAUGUUCACCCUCCAGGCUGAAGGGGUGGAGAUGGACGGUCGUAACAGCGCCCUGCUGGCGGAGAUGUCCCGGUGGCGGCAGCAGGCGGCCAGCUUGGAAGAGCGGCUGGAGGCAGCGGCGGGAGAAAAGGCCGCGGCCGAGGCGGAGAGGGACCACUGCGAGGCGCGGCAGGCAGCGCUGCAGGAAAGUGUGCACGGCUACCUGUCCGAAAUCGCCUCCCUCCACCGUCGCCUUCAGGGGCGUCCGUCCUCCUCCGGCCGCAGGUGCCCUCCGUUCCGGUACUUAUUGUGGGGGCUGGCGAUCUUUUUCAUUCUUGGCCCUCUCGAAAGGCUGAUUUUUCUCCUCUAGAGCAACUUACCCAACGCCUUCGACAUGAUGAGAGGUUUUGCGGACCCCUUCCUCCUCUCCCCCAACCGGUUCAAAGUCACAGAUAAAUACCAAAUUCAGGUGCAGCUUUGGGGAAAUUGGCAGUGGGGAGAGACAGAUUAUUAAACCAGAUUGGAAUUAUAGAACUGUAGAGUUGGAAAGGACCGUGAGGGUCAGCUAGCAAUGCAGGAAUAUUCUGGGAUGAUU